Molecule: messenger RNA, 1941 nt
Organism: Diaporthe amygdali
Lineage: Eukaryota; Fungi; Ascomycota; Sordariomycetes; Diaporthales; Diaporthaceae
Exons: 5
Coding region: 1-1941 (646 amino acids)
Biological process (GO): adenylate cyclase-modulating G protein-coupled receptor signaling pathway
Cellular component (GO): heterotrimeric G-protein complex
Molecular function (GO): GTPase activity; G protein-coupled receptor binding; guanyl nucleotide binding
Source: RefSeq, a predicted model, not a curated record
AUGCUCGUCGUGCAUAUGCACCUGCGCCCUAACAUCAUGGACCCCGCGUCUGCAAUCGGCGUGGCCAGCGCCGUUCUGGCCAUUAUCAGUACCAUCUCAAAGAGCAUUACUUCGCUUUCAGAUCUGCAGUCGAGAUAUCAUGCCGCGGACCUCAAGGUCAACCUCCUUAUCGUACAACUUUCCACAGUUAGGGCAGCGCUGAAGCAGAUGGCCAGACUCAUGGAGAGUGAUGUUGGGGCUCCGAAAGAUCCAGAGUUGGUUGAGGACAUUUCAACAUGCCUCGGGUGCGUCGAGGCUGUUGUAAUGAUUCUAGACGACAAAGUUUCGCUCAUUGAGUGGAAUAAAGCCAACGAGCUGACGACUCGCAGUAAGGUCAACUUCAUAUGGGACGAAAAGACCAUGGAUGAUUAUUCAAAUAUGCUCAACAAUCAAAUCCAUGCCCUUAAUCUCCUGCUCACAGCUUUUCAAUGCGAGUCUCGUCAGGUCUUUGAACGUAUUAAGGAUGAAACUUCCUCUCUGCUAUGGUUAAGGGAUGCAGAAUCAAUCCAAACCUAUCGGAGCGCUGGGACGCAAGAUCUUGGGACGGUGAAUGCUACAUUUGCCUUCGACUCUGAAAUCUUCAACUCCAGAGUCUACCAAGUGGCUACGAGGUCGAACAUGAUACGAGCUCUUUUGACCGACAAACGUGAUGUGCCAGAUGAAGUUGCCAGCCGAGCAUCAACUCGAGGUCAGUAUCUGGCUUGGUCACACGUACCAACUGCUCAUGAGGAUUCUUUGGGGCCACUGAUGAGAAGGGGAGACCUGUCGAGAGACAAGCAGCUUCCAUAUUUUCAACGGUUCAAAUACGCCUAUGAAACUCAUGAGCCUGGAGACAUUCCUGUUGGCCGACCUCGUAACUUCGACAUCAAAGUAUUGGUUCUGGGUAUUUCUGACAGUGGGAAGAGUACACUCCAGAAGUCCAUGAAAAUGGCAUUCUUGGAUGAUGAUGUGCCAUGGCGUCGCUGCCACAAGCCUGCUGUUUACCUGAGCCUGGUUCAGAAUUUGAAAGCCCUCGCCUCAAAGACCGUCCAGCAUGCACAAGCAAAUAAUAUAGAUCUGUACAAUUCUUAUCCAGAGAAUGAGGCAGAUUUCACAAAAUGCUACCAACUCAUUGAUGAGUGGCUCCACAAAGAGGCUGGUGGAGUGAGCCCGCGAUAUUCUUUCCCUCAAUCAGUCGGUUCAGCAGUGCUGUACUUAUCUGCCAAUGAGGACAUACGCGCUAUGCACGACCGGUUGAUAUUAGAUCCUAAAACUCAAGACCGGGACCGCGAUGUUGCAGAUUCGACCAAGUUCUUCAUGAGCUCUGCCUCACGAAUAGUGGAUCCCUUGUACAUUCCUACCUGCCAAGACGUUCUAUGGACCAGAAAUAUGAGUCUUGGUCUGCACGAAUUUCAUUAUCUUCUCGAUGGUACACUUUGCCAAUUCUUCGACGUUGGCGGCACCAGGGCCGAACGACGCAAAUGGCCACUGGAGUAUAGCAGCGUCAAUUCGAUCAUCUUCACGUUUGAUGUAUCAUGCUACAAUCAGACACUUUUCGAGGAUUCUACUACGAAUCGGAUGACAGAGCAACUAAGAGUCUGGGAUAUGCUCGUAACAUUGCCAUGCUUUUCAGACACGAACUUCAUCGUCUUGUUCACGAAGAUUGACAAAGUCACACCAUCAACGCUCGAAGCGUCGCCUUUCAACUCCUUAUUCCCAGACUAUUCUGACAAGCCACACAGCUCGGAGGAUAUACUCCAAUACUUAGCAUGCCGCUUGGAUGUCGCAUUGCGAGGGGAGGGAAGGACGCGAAGACUUGUGUUCUGCAACGCGGGAAGUAUAUGGAACUCUCCAACCAAUAUGGCGGAGGUCGCUGUCAAUGCACUCAACAAGGUGGAACUUCUAUACAGCUCCGACCUCUAG